Messenger RNA from Stegastes partitus (bicolor damselfish), 3715 nucleotides. RefSeq names its product phosphatidylinositol glycan anchor biosynthesis, class U (gene pigu). The coding region runs from base 16 to 1323 and encodes 435 amino acids. Gene Ontology annotation, biological process: attachment of GPI anchor to protein. The record is from RefSeq and is a predicted model, not a curated record. Gene Ontology annotation, cellular component: GPI-anchor transamidase complex; membrane. The transcript has 12 exons. Lineage: Eukaryota; Metazoa; Chordata; Actinopteri; Pomacentridae.
CGCUUCCUUGUCAAGAUGGCGGCUCCCUUGACUCUGCUGUUGAUUGUAGCCGUCACAAUUCGUGCGGCUCUGUUCAGAUCCAGCUUGGCGGAGCUGAUUGCAGAGAGGGUGGAGGUGGUGUCUCCGAUAACCGCCUGGAAGAGAGUGGUUGAAGGUUUGGCUCUGCUUGACUUGGGAGUUUCACCGUACUCUGGAGAUGUUUUCCAUGAGACUCCGCUCAUCAUUUACCUCUUCCACUUUUUGGUGGACUAUGCAGAGAUCACAUUUAUGUUGGCGGAUGUGAUCACUGCUGUGGCUCUCUACAUGGCAGUGAAGGAAUACAACAAACAAGUGUUCAGAAAGCAGAAGUUUGCCUUGGAGGCGGACCGCUAUCCUCUGGACUGUCUGGAGCUCAUCAGAAGCCCCAAAGAAAUGUACUACGUCCCCCUGAAAGUAGCCAUGUUUUACCUGUUGAACCCGUUCACCAUCUUGUCCUGUGUCGCCAAGUCAACCUGCGGCCUGAACAACACUGUCAUCGGCCUGUUCGUCUUCUCUACGAUAAAGGGAAACGUCCUGCUGAGUGCCAUAUUUCUGUGCCUGGCCACCUAUCAGUCCAUCUAUCCCCUGACUCUGUGCGCUCCAGCGAUGCUGUAUCUGAUGCAGCGUCAGUACAUCCCGGUGAAUAUUCGGCGAGCCAGCUUCUGGUGGUUCAUCGUGCAGUAUCUCUUCAUGUACCUCGGCAGCCUGUUUGUCCUCAUCUGUCUCUCGUUUUUCCUUCUCGGCUCCUGGGACUACAUGCCGUCCGUCUACGGCUUCAUUCUCUCCGUUCCAGACUUAACCCCGAACAUCGGCCUCUUCUGGUACUUCUUCGCCGAGAUGUUUGAACAUUUCCGCCUCUUCUUCCUCUGCGUCUUCCAGAUCAAUGUUUUCUUCUACACCAUCCCCCUGUCCAUCAAACUCAAGGAGCAUCCUGUGUUCCUGAUCUUCAUGCAGUUAGCUGUGAUCUCCAUCUUUAAGUCUUACCCCACAGUGGGAGACAUCGCGCUCUACAUGGCCUUCCUCCCUGUCUGGAGUCACCUACACAGAUUCUUGAGGAACAUUUUCCUGGUGUCCUGCGUCCUGCUGGCCUGCUCCGCUCUGUUCCCCGUCCUCUGGCACCUCUGGAUCUACGCCGGCAGCGCCAACUCCAACUUCUACUACGCCAUAACUCUGCUGUUCAACGUGGCGCAGAUCCUGCUCGUGUCGGAUUAUUUCUACGCCUUCUUGAGGAGGGAACACCACCUCACCUACGGACUGUAUCUGAAGAGGAAGGACGGCUCCGAGGCGACGCUCGUUCUGAAGUAAAACGCCCCCAUCCAGCCCCUGCAGGGAGGAGGAAACUGCUCGAGGGGACCUUUAUCCUCAGAGGGAACAAACGCAAAGUGAGGAGGAUGAAACACUCUCGGAUCCUCGGACCGAUCAAAAGCACACAUGCAGACAGUGUGCACGGUACAACGUCAUAUGCAAACAACAGAACUGCAACAAACUACAUGACUGACACAUGUGGGAUGUAGACACGUGGCUCCGUCCCAUCUGGAGUGCUCUUAUUUUGAAGCCUCACUCCACCUGGAACCUACCUGUGAGAGUGGCUUUGAUUUUGAAGAUUUCUUCCUCCUAUCAGCCACCCUGGAUUGAUUUUAUUUUGUUUAUCCUGCAGUUCCUGCUUUUGUUAUGAAGAACCAACUCCAGCGCAGAAGAAAACUGGGGUGGGCUUUUAUUUUGAAGCCUUGCGUAAACACCAAAAACAGUUCCGAAAAUGUGGGAGUCUGCUGCUGAUUUGGUAUUUCCUGAUACCCCCGCUUGUCCACACAUCCCAUUUUGUGUUGUUUUAUGUUUACCUGCUAACAUUUGUGUUAACACUGGUCUGAUUCGUGGUGGGAAAAGCAAGAAGAAGACCUGGACGUUUUCUCUUUCUCACUGCUUUCUAUUUUCUUUCUAAUUUGCAAGUCCCACAUUAUCAGUGUUGCAUCUCACAUUAAGUAGAAACCAGUCAGACCUCAUACCUGGUACAAAUGUAACACUACCAGAGAUUGUGAUCUUUUCAGCUGCCUAGAAACUGAAGUCACCAAAACAUGAGAUACUCAUCUUAAUAACUAACAAAUCUUACUGCUUAACAGAGAGGAGAGCAAAGAUAACGGUGAAUGUGUUUUAACAACUGUAGUGCUCAAGUUCAGUAUCUGUGGAGAGCAGAAGCAGAUAAAUAUUACCAUUAUUAUUAUUAACGGCCAAAUUAAAGUUGCCCUGCAGGGAUGAAGUCCCAUUUAGUCCCAUAAAAUCCACCAAAAAUUAUUAGUAAUGAUGAAAGUUUUAUAGUUUCCUCUAUUUAUUGCAUGUAAUCAAUGAAUUCUUGGUUAAAUCUACAUCAUUUUUACAUUUAUAAUGAAUCAUUCUCAUUGCACGCGCCUUGAGGGGGUAUUUUAUGACAUGAGGCGAAGCAACAACUGAAAGACUCGGACUAGUUUCGAAUUUUUAGGUAAUAUUCGCCCUCUUGGUGAGAAUGAAACUCUGAUGUCUGUGUGGUAAAUAUAACGCUACAGCCAGGAGAUUAGCUUAGCAUACAGGCUGGAAACGCAGCCAAGAAACAGUCACGCGCAAAACCAUUAAUACACAAACGCAUCUGUGUGGAUUAAACCAAUUAGUUCCAAUGUGUUUAUGCUGAUUUUUAGAGGAGCUGGUAGGUAGAUUGAAGUCUGUUUGCCCCUGUUUCCUGACUUUAUGCUAAGCUAAGCUAACCAUCUCCUUAACAGUCACCGCAUAGAUAACUUUCCAACACAAAGAAAGUUUGUGUUUCUCAACUUCAAAGCUUAUUAGACUCUCAGCGUGUCCAAAAUCCACUCUGCACACUAAUUCUGAAAUGUUUACUCCAUGCUAACAUCAUAAUGUGCUGUUUUAGCUGUAAGCGUAUAAAAAUGAACACGUUUUUAAAUUUUAUACUAACUAAUUCAACACGUGCAGACCUUUUCCACGUGGAAAAGGUUUGAAAGCAGUGGUGUAAUUAACAAAAGUUCCAUGAAGUGUCCCGGUCAGCCAUAACUGUGAACCAGCGUAAACAGAAGCAGGACGCCGGUGCUCUCCCUGCCGAGACGAAUCAAGUCAUCUGCCCUACAUAAACGGUUGCAGCAACACAGCUACAUUAUCAUUCAUUUGGAGUCGUGAUCGUGCCGACCCAGUUUUUCCUCCAACGUUUGCUCCCUUUUAGCUCCAUUUUUGGUCUCCACCAGUUGCUAAAUCCUCCACUCUGUGCACUGGUUGGUGAAACGAGCUGCUGAAAGAGACACAGAGGGUGAAAUAGAACAGUGACGUUGUAGCUGAACAUCUGAACAAUGAGCUGAAUCGCACGAUAACCGAGAGGAGCUGACAGAUCUCUGAAGAUUUAUCCCUCCAAGCAAACUUUCACAUUGUUGCCUCGUACGCUGGUAUUGCAAACGAUUAUAAGGGAAAGCAAAAUAUCUUUCCUCACUGAUAAUUUGUUUUGUUCUCAAAUGUCUAUAUAUGUCCAGUAGCAGCAAGAUUCAACCACACCGACUCGAAAUACAUUCAAUAUUUCCAGUGUGAACUCACUACACUCGAACAUCAACUGUUAGACUAACUGUAUCCUAAUUUGGUUAUUGAUUGAGCAGGGGGGGUUUUUAAAACAGGAAAAGUCAAGAUUCUGUGAUUUCAGCCUCUUAAAUUUGAAUGUUUUCUUGUUCCUUUA